Messenger RNA from Kwoniella shivajii, 2199 nucleotides. Its product is annotated as methionine-tRNA ligase. Gene Ontology annotation, biological process: methionyl-tRNA aminoacylation. Lineage: Eukaryota; Fungi; Basidiomycota; Tremellomycetes; Tremellales; Cryptococcaceae. Bases 1 to 2199 code for a protein of 732 amino acids. The record is from RefSeq and is a predicted model, not a curated record. Gene Ontology annotation, molecular function: methionine-tRNA ligase activity; ATP binding. The transcript is spliced from 15 exons. Gene Ontology annotation, cellular component: cytosol; aminoacyl-tRNA synthetase multienzyme complex.
AUGAGCGGUCAGAAUAUUCGUCAAGUGGACGGACUGCUGAUGCACAUUCAUGAUCCAUCAAAAGGACCUGUACUGCCCAAGGACGGUGAAAGAAACGUUCUUAUCACUUCGGCCUUACCAUAUGUCAACAAUGUCCCUCAUUUAGGUAACAUCAUUGGGUCAACCCUCUCGGCAGACGUCUUCGCUCGUUAUUCUAGGACAUUAAAUGUUCCCACUCUAUAUGUUUGUGGAACGGACGAGUAUGGUACUGCCACCGAAACCAAAGCAUUGGAAGAAGGUGUUACACCUUUAGAACUUUGUACCAAGUUCCAUGCGCUUCAUACGGAAAUAUACAAAUGGUUCGAGCUCAGUUUUGACAAAUGGGGAAGAACUUCUACUCCCGAACAUACCAAAAUUACGCAACAAGUCUACCUUGAUCUCCACAAAAACGGCUUGUUCCAAUUGGAGACUUCCGAUCAAACUUAUUGUGAAGACGAUAAACUUUUCUUGGCUGAUCGAUUUGUAGAAGGUAUAUGUCCUCAGUGUCAAUAUGAUGAUGCAAGAGGAGAUCAAUGUGAUAAAUGUGGUCUCACUUAUUCUUCCCCCACAGAAUUGAUAAAUCCAAGAUGUAAACGAAACAAGACACAUAAGGUUUCAGUCAGACCUUCAACGCACGCAUGUAUGAGAUUAGAUUUGUUACAACCUAAAUUAGAAGAUUGGAUGCAAAAAGCCAGAGUGAAAGGUAGAUGGGGAAGUAACGCUGUUAUCACUGAUAAGGGAGAAAUUGUGGAACCAAGAAUGUUGGGUGGAGGAUUACGACCAAGUGCAGUAACUAGAGAUUUGAAAUGGGGUGUCGAAGUUCCUAUAACCGGUGAUGAAAAGGAAGAUAAAGCGUUGGAAGGGAAAGUCAUCUAUGUUUGGUUCGAUGCUCCUGUCGGUUAUCCUUCGAUCACAGCUACCUACACUGAUGAAUGGGAGAAAUGGUGGAAGAACCCUGACAAUGUCGAGCUUUAUCAAUUCAUGGGCAAAGAUAACGUAUACUUCCACACCGUUCUUUUCCCGGCUAUGUUGAUCGGUACCGGUCAACCUUGGACUAUGUUACACGAUAUCUCCAGUACUCAGUACUUAAAUUACGAGGACACAAAAUUCAGUAAAAGUAGGAAUAUCGGUGUCUUCGGUAACAAUGCUCGAGAAACUGGUCAACCUCCAUCGGUAUGGCGAUACUAUCUCCUUUCUCAACGACCGGAAAACAGUGAUUCGUCAUUCUUGUGGUCUAAUUUCAUCGCCGCUAACAACAACGAACUGUUGGCAAACUUGGGUAACUUUGUGAACCGAGUCGUCAAAUUUGUUAAUGCCAAAUACGAUUCAACGGUUCCGGGACCAGCAGGCUUUGAAGGUGGAGAUGUUGUAGCAGAAUCUAAUCCAUCCACAUCGGCAACUCAGCUUGACGCCGACUUUGUAAAAGACAUCAACACUCGAUUGAAGGAGUACCGUGAAUCCAUGGAUGACACCAAAUUGCGUAAUGGCCUUGCUACUGCCAUGUCCUUGUCUUCAAGAGGUAAUCAAUAUCUUCAAGAUAAUUCGCUGGAUAAUGCUUUAUUGGCCAAUCAACCUGAACGAUGUGGACAAGUCUUACUCAAUGCUAUCAAUUUGAUAUACCUUCUCUCAGUUGUCUUCCAUCCAUUCAUGCCUACCACUUCAGAAGGUAUUUUACGACAACUCAAUGCACCCGCUCGAUCACUCCCUGCCCAAUUCUCAAUCGAUGUCUUACCUGGACAUAAAUUGGGCAAAGCCGAAUACUUGUUCAAGAAGAUUGAAAAUGUGGAUGGAGCACAAGAGAAAGCUUGGCAAAAGCAAUUCGGAGGUGAUUCAGUGGUAGCUGAUCAAGUGACACCUUCUGGACCUGGAGGACAUCCUGAAGGUGGCAAAGUACCUAAAGUGAAAGACAUCGGAGAUAAAGAUAAGAAAGCUGCUCAUUUGGCCAAACAAGCUCAAAUUGUAAAAGAAAAGAAAGCAGCUGCUAAAGAAGCUGAGAAGAAUAAAACUCAAGAAGAGAAAGAUCUGGAAAGUAAAGUUGAAUCUCAAGGUAAAGUGGUCGCUGCUAUCAAGCAAGGUAAAGCCCAAGGUAAUGCAGAUGAGGAAUUAGCAAAAGCUAAAGAAUACAAAAACGCUUUGGCGGAAUUGAGAAAGAAAUUGAAGGAAGCUUCUAUCUCAAAGUAA